Molecule: messenger RNA, 7989 nt
Organism: Lutra lutra (Eurasian river otter)
Lineage: Eukaryota; Metazoa; Chordata; Mammalia; Carnivora; Mustelidae
Gene: UBE3A
Product: ubiquitin protein ligase E3A
Exons: 13
Coding region: 297-2927 (876 amino acids)
Biological process (GO): protein polyubiquitination; ubiquitin-dependent protein catabolic process
Molecular function (GO): ubiquitin protein ligase activity
Source: RefSeq, a predicted model, not a curated record
AUGAGCCCCGGCGGUGGAGGCAGCGAAAGGGAACGAGGCGGUGGCGGGCGGAGGCGGCGAGCGAGGGCGACCGCUACCAGUGAGGCAGCCGCUGCUGCGAGGGCCACAGCCCAGGCGCGGGGGCGACAACAGGUUAAAAAUCUGUAAGAACCUGAUUUUAGAAUUCACCAGCUCCUCAGAAGUUUGGCGAAAUAUGAGUUAUUAAACCUACGCUCAGAUCAAGUUAGCAGCUAGACUGGUGUGACAACCUGUUUUUAAUCAGUGACUCAAAGCUGUGAUCACCCUGAUGUCACCGAAUGGCCACAGCUUGUAAAAGAUCACCAGGAGAACCUCAGUCUGACGACAUCGAAGCUAGCCGAAUGAAGCGAGCAGCUGCAAAGCAUCUAAUAGAACGCUACUACCACCAGUUAACUGAGGGCUGUGGAAAUGAGGCCUGCACGAAUGAGUUUUGUGCUUCCUGUCCAACUUUUCUUCGUAUGGAUAACAAUGCAGCAGCUAUUAAAGCCCUCGAGCUUUAUAAGAUUAAUGCAAAACUCUGUGAUCCUCAUCCCUCCAAGAAAGGAGCGAGCUCAGCUUACCUUGAAAACUCGAAAGGUGCCCCUAACAAUUCCUGCUCUGACAUAAAAAUGAACAAGAAGGAAGGACAAGGAGCAAGAGAUGAUUUUAGAGAUGUGACUUACCUAACAGAAGAGACGGUAUAUGAAAUUCUUGAAUUAUGUAGAGAGAGAGAGGAUUAUUCCCCUUUAAUCCGUGUUAUUGGAAGAGUUUUUUCUAGUGCUGAGGCAUUGGUACAGAGCUUUCGGAAAGUCAAACAACACACCAAGGAAGAACUUAAAUCUCUUCAAGGAAAGGAUGAAGACAAAGAUGAAGAUGAAAAGGAAAAAGCUGCAUGUUCUGCUGCUGCUAUGGAAGAAGAUUCAGAGGCAUCUUCUUCAAGGAUAAGUGAUAGUUCACAAGGCGAUAACAACUUACAAAAAUUAGGCCCUGAUGAUGUGUCUGUAGAUAUUGAGGCCAUUAGAAGGGUCUACACCAGAUUACUCUCUAAUGAAAAAAUAGAAACUGCUUUUCUCAAUGCACUUGUGUAUUUGUCACCUAAUGUGGAAUGUGACUUGACGUAUCACAAUGUAUACUCUCGAGAUCCUAAUUAUCUGAAUUUAUUCAUUAUUGUAAUGGAGAAUAGAAAUCUCCACAGUCCUGAAUAUCUGGAAAUGGCUUUGCCUUUAUUUUGCAAAGCAAUGAGUAAGCUACCCCUCGCAGCCCAAGGAAAAUUGGUUAGACUGUGGUCUAAAUACAGUGCAGACCAGAUUCGUAGAAUGAUGGAAACAUUUCAGCAACUUAUUACUUACAAAGUCAUAAGCAAUGAAUUUAACAGUCGGAAUCUAGUGAAUGAUGAUGAUGCUAUUGUUGCUGCUUCAAAGUGCUUAAAAAUGGUUUACUAUGCAAAUGUAGUGGGUGGGGAAGUGGACACAAAUCAUAAUGAAGAAGAUGAUGAAGAGCCCAUCCCUGAGUCCAGUGAAUUGACACUUCAGGAGCUUUUGGGAGAGGAAAGAAGAAACAAGAAAGGUCCUCGAGUGGACCCCCUGGAAACUGAACUUGGUGUUAAAACUCUGGAUUGUCGAAAACCACUUAUCCCUUUUGAAGAGUUUAUUAAUGAACCACUGAAUGAUGUUCUAGAAAUGGAUAAAGAUUAUACUUUUUUCAAAGUAGAAACAGAGAACAAAUUCUCUUUCAUGACAUGUCCCUUUAUAUUGAAUGCUGUCACAAAGAAUUUGGGAUUAUAUUAUGACAAUAGAAUUCGCAUGUACAGUGAACGAAGAAUCACUGUUCUCUACAGCUUAGUUCAAGGACAGCAGUUGAAUCCGUAUUUGAGACUCAAAGUCAGACGUGACCAUAUCAUAGAUGAUGCACUUGUCCGGCUAGAGAUGAUCGCUAUGGAAAAUCCUGCAGACUUGAAGAAACAGUUGUAUGUGGAAUUUGAAGGAGAACAAGGAGUUGAUGAGGGAGGUGUUUCCAAAGAAUUUUUUCAGCUGGUUGUGGAGGAAAUCUUCAAUCCAGAUAUUGGUAUGUUCACAUAUGAUGAAUCUACAAAAUUGUUUUGGUUUAAUCCAUCCUCUUUUGAAACUGAGGGUCAGUUCACUCUGAUUGGCAUAGUGCUGGGUCUGGCUAUUUACAAUAACUGUAUACUGGAUGUACAUUUUCCCAUGGUUGUCUACAGGAAGCUAAUGGGGAAAAAAGGAACUUUUCGUGACCUAGGAGAUUCUCACCCUGUCCUAUAUCAGAGUUUAAAAGAUUUAUUGGAAUAUGAAGGAAAUGUGGAAGAUGACAUGAUGAUCACUUUCCAGAUAUCUCAGACAGACCUCUUUGGUAAUCCCAUGAUGUAUGAUCUAAAGGAAAAUGGUGAUAAAAUUCCAAUUACGAAUGAAAACAGGAAGGAAUUUGUCAAUCUCUAUUCUGACUACAUUCUCAAUAAAUCAGUAGAAAAACAAUUCAAAGCCUUUCGGAGAGGUUUUCAUAUGGUGACCAAUGAGUCUCCCUUAAAGUAUUUAUUCAGACCAGAGGAAAUUGAAUUGCUUAUAUGUGGAAGCCGGAAUCUAGAUUUCCAAGCACUAGAAGAAACUACGGAAUAUGACGGUGGCUAUACUAGGGACUCUGUUCUGAUUAGGGAGUUCUGGGAAAUCGUUCAUUCAUUUACAGAUGAGCAGAAAAGACUUUUCUUGCAGUUUACAACAGGUACAGACAGAGCACCUGUGGGUGGACUAGGAAAAUUAAAGAUGAUUAUAGCCAAAAAUGGCCCAGACACAGAAAGGUUACCUACAUCUCAUACUUGCUUUAAUGUCCUUUUACUGCCGGAAUAUUCAAGCAAGGAAAAACUUAAAGAAAGAUUGCUGAAGGCCAUCACUUAUGCCAAAGGAUUUGGCAUGCUGUAAAAAAAAAAAAAUUAAUUAAAAAAAAAAGAAGAAGAAGAAUGGAAAAAAAGGAAAAGAAAAAUUUUAAAUUUUAAUAAUCAUAACAAGAGGGAUGAAUUUGGUGGUGAUAAUGUCCCAGUACAAAAAGGCUGUAAGAUAGUGAACCACAGUAGUCACCUUAUGUCUGUGCCUCCCUUCUUUAUUGGGGAUAUGUGGGCUGGAACAGCAGAUUUCAGCUACUUAUAUGAACAAAUCCUUUAUUAUUAUUAUUAUUAUUAUUUUUUUUUUUGCGUGAAAGUGUUACUUAUUCUUUCACUUGUAUGUACAGAGAGGUUUUUCUGAAUAUUUAUUUUAAGGGUUAAAUCACUUUUGCUUGUGUUUAUUACUGCUUGAGGUUGAGCCUUUUUGAGUAUUUAAAAAAUAUAUACCAACAAAACUACUCUCCCAAGGAAAAUAUUGCCACCAUUUGUAGACUGUGUAACCUUCAACUAUGUGCUAUUUUCGUCCCUGUAUCUAACUCAAAUCAGGAACUGUGUUGUUGUUUUUUUUUUUUUUUUUUUUUUAAACAAUUUGCUUUGAAACUUGAAGUCUUGAAAACAGUGUGAUGCAAUUGCUGCUGUUCUAGUCCCCAAAGAGUUUUCUGUGCAAAAUCUUGAAAUCAAUAAAGAUGGAAGGGAGAACUUGGAAUGUUUUAACUGCAGCCCUCAGAACUUUACUUUAGUAACAGCACAACAAAUUAAAAACAACUCAUGCCACAGUAUGUCGUCUUCAUGUGUCUUGCAAUGAACUGUUUCAGUAGCCAAUCCUCUUUCUUAGUAUAUGAAAGGACAGGGAUUAUCUUGUUGUUGUUGUUGUUGUUGUUGUUGUUAUUGUUAUUGUUAUUGUUGUUGUUUUAAGUUUACUGGGGAAAAGUGCAUUUGGCCAAAAGAAAUGGUAGUAAAGCCUGUUGCAAGAAAGCUAGGAAGUUUGUUGUUUAUUAUAAACGCAAAGCAUGUGAAAGUGCACUUAAAUUUUUUAUUAAUUACUUAUUACCUGCAUUUUAAAUAGACAAUCCAAAGUCUUCCCUUCAUGUUGCCAUCAUCUUGUCUAAUCAGCCAUUUUAUCAAGGCACAUGAUCAGUGUUGCAACAUAAUAGAAAGGAUGGCUCUUGUGCCUUGUUUUACCUAAUCAUACGUUAAGCAGACCUGGAAUGAAUGGAACUAUUACUCUUAAGUCCUAUUUACAUUGUAUAUCCCCAAAGAUUAAGUUAUACUUCAAAAAGUAAGUGUUAAAUAUUACUUCCAUGUGGAAAAGUACAAAUAGGUUUAAAUUACUGGACGUUCAGAAGUAAGUAGUUUCCCCUUUCUAGUCUUCUGUGUCUGUGAUGUUAAUUUCUUUUAUUACAAUAUAAAUAAAAGGAUUAUGUAUUUUUAACUAAGGAGAGAUAUGGAUAUAUCCUUUUACUACAAGCUAUAUACAGCUAAUGUGCUGAGCUUGUGCUUUGAUGAUUGUUUUAACAGACAGAUUAGAUCAACCGGAUGAUUUGUUUGAAAUUGGCAGGAAAAAUACAGCUUUUCAAAUCACGGGAGGGGAGAAAGGAUAUCUUUCAGGAUUAUUUUAAUUAUUUUAGUAAUUGAGAGAGAUCUGUUGUGUACCAUAAUGCUAAAUAAAACAGUGACAUUUUUCAUCAUUAUUUAGAGGAAAAAGAAAACAGUGGUUUCAUCUUGUGAUAAGGUAACUUUUUUUGUUGUUGUUGUUUUCUGGGCCAUCCUUUAGAACACUGUUAAGGUAUGUACACUACCUUGAUGCAAGGGACUCUCAUGAUACUCUAGUCAUCUUAAAGAGCGUCUCAUCCAUGUGCUUGUGUAUAAUGAAAGGAGGAGAGAAAUCAAAUACUCUGGGGGCAUUUUAUAUAAUAAAUUCAUGAAGAAAUGUGUGUUCUUCAGUUCUCAAGUUCUAUUAUCACAGUAUUGAAGUUCUAUAAUUGUAUUAACAUAUCUGUAUGAAGUUUGUGAAUGGUAAUUGAGUAUAGGUUAUCAGAUAUAGAAUUCACAUCAAAUAGACUUUUAACAAACAGUUCAAAAUAAACCUACCCUUAAAAAUAUUUUAAGAGAAAAAGUCAUUGGUUGUCCAUACUAGCCGCUCUCACUUGCUUAGUAAUUAUCCUGGGCAUGUUACCACUUUUCUUACCAUUGCCUCCUGUUCACUACUGUUUAGUAGAAUGCCAUUGAACAGUAUCUCAAGGAAGAGGAAAACAGAAAUUUUGACUAUAAUGACUAAUUCUUCUACCCAAAUUUCUUAUGAAAGUACUUUUUUGCCUGAACAUUUACAUAUUUUGGUUAUCUGUGAAUCAGCCAACAGUCUGCAGGAAGCUGUGGCGAUAAAAUGAACCAUAAACUAAAAUAAUUAGCUUUCCAAAUGAAGUAGAAACUUUAUCUUACAGUUUUAUUAUUUUAGAAAAUUUCAAACAUGCAACAUAAAAAUACAACCUGCUAUCAAACUUUUCUGGAGCCUGGCAGCUUCAGUAAAUGAGUUGGAUUUCCUCACCCUAUACUACUGUUUCAAGUUGUGGUUAAUUGUGUGAUAAAAUACAACAACUUCCCUAGCUUAUUUUGGGAUGCAUACCUGUGUAGGGAGAAAAAUAUCCAAAAAACAAACAAAACCUUAAAAAUGAGGCUUCAAACUGAACUUGCUGAUACUCAUUCAUUGUGACUUAGUAACACCACUCCCUGUUCCCCUAAGAACACAAUGGCUGGGAUUUCAGGCCCCAUUUUGUUUUUUUUCCUCAAGAAUUUCAUAACGGUCUCUCAAGAAGAAUUGUUUCCCUAAGGCUAUUUUAUUUGUAGUCGUGAUCUCCUUACCUUCUCUCUCAUAUGUAUACGUAUAAUUUUUUUUUUUUUUAACCAAAGAAUUAAAGAACAAACUUCUGUUUGCUCCCUCUUGUCUUCUCUGUGUUACUAGUCUAUCAAGAAUUUCCUGGGGAAGACUUAACAACUUUAAAAUCCCAAGGCUUUUCCCCCUUCCCUGUUCAAAUCCAGUAGGUUGGCAUUUGUUAAACACUGCAAGAUUUUGAUGAAAAUUUCUCACUGAGAAAUGCUGCUAAUCCAUUUCUGUGCCACUGAAAAUGCUUUCCUGAACAAAACAACCUCUUCAACUGCCAGUAUGAACUGUUUAACCUUGCCAACACCUUGAAAUUAAUUUUGCUGCUACUCUGGUCCUUAUUCAGUUGGAUGUUUAUCAUCCAGAUCUUGGAUGGGUAGUAUAAUUCUACUUAAAGUUCUUGUCCAGUUCUCUUCUAGUCAACCUCAACCACUCCUGAAGAUUCUUGUCUAAAUUUAUAUUUUUUUCUCAGACUCUAUCCCCAGGAUAAUUUUUCUGAUACCUCAAAGUUAAUACCAGAACUUCAUUUUGCAUCUCUACCUACUGUUAAUUUGUUUCUUCCUUAAAAGGAUCACUUUCAACCCAGUCAUUGAAAUCCAUCAUCUCUCAGCUGUCACAGCUUUUAUUAAUUCCUUUCCCCUCCAGUCUCCCCAGUUCAUCAUACUUCCUUUCAGGUUCUGGUCCAUUGAAUCACCUGGUUGCUUUCAGUAGCUUCCCAAAUAACCACCCUGACUGUAAACUCCUCUUCGAAUCUUUUUCAUUUUGCUAAAACAAUUUUGCUGAUUUAAAUUUCCUCUGCUUCAAAAUUUGCUCCUGUUUGAAUAUUCUUCAAGCUUGGCAUCCAAGGCCCUCCAUAAACUGGGUCCCACGUGCUUUUCCAAUUUUGCCAUCUGUUACAGGCACUUUCCCUGAAGCACAACAUCUUCAUUUGUGCUUAUUUCAUAUUUCUCAAGUGCCCUUCAAAAUGAAAAUUUAAAAACACUUUACCCAUAAAGUCACCACCAAAAUGGACUUCCAAGUGCUUGUGUGACCUCACAGCAACCCAUACUUAACAUGGUAGUUCAGCUCGUUGGGGCACAUUCCUUAUUUAAACGAGGAGUACCUGAGAUUUUCUCCUCCCAGCCCCAUAACCAUUACCCAGGAUGCGACCAGAUUCAUGGCAGAGAGAGUGUUUUUUUUUAAUCUUUCUACCAGCUUGUCACCACUUGAAUGAUUGAAAACGGCUCAGCAUGCAAUAGGAUGUUCAAUGAAGCUUCCUGUUUUUAUCACUAAAGAUGACCUCUUGUCUCCCCACACUUCUCCCCCACAAAAGUUUUUUUUUUUUUAAUUAAAUAUUUAAAUGUUUGUGGCUAAAGGACUUGCUUCUUGAGGAUGUGGCUCCCCUGGAUCAGUGACUGUUCCAAUCCAUGGAAAGACAGUAAGAGGGAAAGAAUGAAAAGGACAAAUGUCUUUGAGAGCAAGAUUGUGUGACUUCCCCAGCCCUACCCUUUGGAUGUGCUCUCACAACCAGGAGCCUCUGUGCAGACAUGUCUGGUGACCACACUCCUCUCCCAUAGGGGCAGGCAUCUUACACAACCCCACUGUUGCCAGACUUUCAUGUCUAUCAAGGAACAAUCCUCUGCCAAACACUGCUUUUUAUACUAAAUGAAGCACCACAAUGAAUGAAUGCAUCAUAAGCCUUACUACGAAUCAACCCUCAAAUCAGGAUUCUUAGGUUCAUUUGAACAGAACCUGGAGUAAUUAUCCUAGCUAUCUUCUGGUCUUUAGAAAACCAUAGAAAAUACAAUAAGCAUGUGUCUGGUAAAUGGUACACAGGUGUCGAGGGUGCCGCCUUCAGUGUCAGAUGACUAGGUCUCAGUCCGGGCCCUGCCCUUGCCUCAGCUUGGAUUGUCAUAUUCAAGCCCACCUCAUUGCAGAUUAUUAGGAUUCAAUGAAUUCGAGAUAUAGAUGCUAGAAAACCCGGUGCAAGACAGAAACUGCUAUAGGUUCUCUCAAUAUUUGCCAAUUAAAAGGAGUCAUUGAGAGGUUGGAGAUAUGAUUGCUUUUGCAGGAUUGACCCUCCCUCAUCUACCUCAAAGUAGGGAGGGGUACGUCUCUCGUUUUUGUGUAAGAUAAAAUCCAUGUAACAAAAUUCACUCUUUUUUGCAGUGUACAAUUAAUGGCUUUUAGAAUAUUUACAAAAUUGUGCAAUCAUUACCAUUAAAUACAGAGCAUUUUUAUCACU